ACUACAACAACUUUCUUUCCCUUUUAGAAUAAAAACACACCGGCUGAUUUUCCUCUUCCAGUCGUUUCUUUGUAGAAAACUCACCAACACGGAGCCGAACGAGGAAGACGGACAACGACCCUCCCUAACUUCUGCAAUCAUGAUGUCGAUGAACAGCAAACAGCCUUUCAGUAUGCACCCCAUCCUGCAUGAGCCCAAAUACACUCCGCUGCACUCCAGCUCGGAGGCCAUCCGCAGGGCCUGCCUGCCCACGCCGUCGCUCCAGGGGAACAUCUUCGCGGGUUUCGAUGAGACUCUGCUGCAGAGGGCGGAGGCUCUGGCCGCGGUGGACAUUGUGGCCCAGAAGAGCCACCCGUUCAAACCGGACGCGACCUACCACACCAUGACCACCAUGACCAGCAUGACCUGCACCCCCACCUCCUCCUCCGCGCACCUGCACCACCCGUCCGUGCUCACCUCCCACCACCACCCCGCGCAGCACCACCCGUCUCAGGGCCUGGAGGGCGACCUGCUGGACCACCUCACACCGGGUAUCUCCCUGGGAGGCAUGCCCGGCUCGGACGUCUGCUCCUCGGCCUCGCACACCGCCCACGCCGCGCACAUGUCGGCCAUCAACCACAUGCAGCACCACCAUCACCAGCAGUCCAUGAACAUGCACCCGCACGGCCUGGGCUCCCACAGCUCCCUGGGGAGUGGGUUAGACGCGGAGCCGGAUCCCCGGGAGCUGGAGUCUUUCGCUGAGAGGUUCAAACAAAGGCGGAUCAAACUCGGGGUGACCCAGGCGGACGUGGGCGCGGCCCUGGCCAACCUAAAGAUCCCCGGGGUCGGAUGUCUAAGCCAGAGCACCAUCUGCAGGUUCGAGUCCCUGACGCUGUCUCACAACAACAUGGUGGCCCUGAAGCCGAUCCUGGAGGCCUGGUUGGAGGAGGCGGAGCGCGCGCAGAGGGAGAAGAUGGCCAAGCCGGAGAUCUUCAGCGGGGGGGACAAAAAGAGGAAACGGACAUCCAUCGCGGCCCCGGAGAAGCGCUCCCUCGAGGCCUACUUCGCCGUGCAGCCGAGGCCCUCCUCGGAGAAGAUCGCUGCCAUCGCGGAGAAACUGGACCUGAAAAAGAACGUGGUCCGGGUUUGGUUUUGCAAUCAGAGGCAAAAGCAGAAACGAAUGAAAUUUUCUGCCACGCACUAAAACCUGCGGGGAGAGAGAGAGAGACACCUGCCUCGUUUACAUAAAAACAAGACAAAUCAGAGACAAGCUGCUGCUGCGCACUGUCAGAAAAACAAGGUACACCGUGGAGCCCGUGGAGCUUUUCAAAUUGAACUAGUCUUAUUUUCCCCCCUCUGAUCAAACUUCAUCAUUAAGUGGUUUCUGCAGAAUUAUUUAUUUAUUUAAGCUGAAAACAAAAGAUGCUGCAUCACCACAUCGGCUGAAUUCCGUUUUUAUUAAGGAAACAAAACAAACAUUUUUGUGACUGAAUUAUGAACUCCAUUUCUUGUUAACCUUCCUCUCAGUGUUGUCCGCAUUGUAAAGGAACAUCCGGGUUGUUUGCACCAGAAAGUAUU
This is a messenger RNA of Labrus bergylta (ballan wrasse), 1557 nucleotides long. The record is from RefSeq and is a predicted model, not a curated record. Lineage: Eukaryota; Metazoa; Chordata; Actinopteri; Labriformes; Labridae.